GUGGUGUUUAUUCAUGGCAGCCUCUGAACAGCAGCAGACCUGGAAACUGCACGGCCCUGUUUCAGAUCCGGACGCCUUCGCUUCCUCUCCGACCGAAAACCCGCUGGACUGGACGUGCGAGGAGCUCAAGGGCCGCGCCACUGCUCUCUUCUUCUCGCUGAGCGACGGAGAGAUCCUAGUCCGAGAAGGAGACGUGGUAGUGAUAAUAGAGCAGACGUUGGCGGGAGACUAUUUCGUCAUACACAACAAGAGAACAGGCCAGUCGGGAAAGGUCCCUGUGGACUACAUUGAGAUCAGUCAAAGUCUUGGUCAUCAGACAAGGAGUCACCAAGCAGUGAUUGGUCCAGCAGUGACGAAGAUGAUGAUGAAGGAGAUGAAGCUCCUCUGCGUUCCCUCCACCCACUCUGCACUGCCAGGCUCAUGGGAGUGGAGAACCAUGGCUGACUCCCUUCCUGACAAUACUUCUCCAAUGGGAACAGGCUACACCCCCAAGAGAAGCCACCACCAAUAGCUCCCAAGCCGAGAGUAUCGUGGACUCACUCGUUACCCACCACUGACCUCAACUACCAACUGAUAGAAGACCCUUCUUCCUUCUCUCAGGUCCAGGUUAUUUUCUUCUUCUCCAAUUUUGACGGAUGUUUGUAUUAUGCUCCAAACAACAUUCAAAGAGCCAUUCAUGAAUGCGACUCAAAUUUGAGUAGCCAACAAAAAAUCAUAUUCCAGUAUUAAUAAUCAUGCUAUAUAUAAUGGGCCUUAUCAUUGAUUGGUGAGUGAAUGCGAGUGUGAAAUUUCAGCUGUUUAUCUGUGUUGUAUUGGUGCAUGUAUUUCAGAUAUACUAGAUAAAAUUGUGCAAUUUCAGGUAGGCUCGCUUUGUUCGCCAAUCAUGUUAGAAAUGUUCCAAUUGAUGACAGAUAUGACGUUUCCCCCAUGCAGGCAACUCAUGUCAGUGUCUCUGACCUCUAGUUUUCCUAGACCCAGGGGACCACAGGAAAGAAAUCUACCAUC
Molecule: messenger RNA, 1005 nt
Organism: Geodia barretti
Lineage: Eukaryota; Metazoa; Porifera; Demospongiae; Tetractinellida; Geodiidae
Source: the annotation of a GenBank genome assembly